AUGUUUGUGAUGAGAAGGGAGAGUAAGGGGAGGCAGGCCUUGACCAAGGAAGAGGGGAGGGGGUUGAGGGCACAGGUGGAGGUCUUCAUGCUGGAGACUAUGGAGGAUAGGUCCGUUUUAGUGAUUGAACUGAAGGAUGAGACAACAGGUUAUGGAAAUAUCAUGGAGAUUGAAACUACUGGAGCCUCGAUGCAAACAGCUCAGCAGGACAGGCUGCCCAAUUCAGGUGUGAGUGCAUCACACCAGAUGGCAAAGACGGAUGCAGCCAGGAUGGAAAAAUAUAGGGGUACAAUCAACAGAGUGGGAGCAAAAUAUGGAAUCGCUCCAGCUCUCAUUGCUGCCAUCAUCUCCAGAGAGUCCAGGGCUGGAAAAGGCUUAGACGGUGGCUGGGGAGACCACGGCAAUGCCUGGGGACUGAUGCAGGUUGGUGUCAAUCCAUCCGGAGGCAGACGAACUGCAGGUGGUAGCUGGGACAGUGAAGAACACCUCUGCCAAGCCACUGAGAUCUUGGUUCAUUUUAUCAAGCUUAUCCGCAACAAAUUUCCCAGCUGGAGUGCGGAGCAGCAACUGAAAGGAGGGAUAGCGGCCUACAAUAUCGGGGAUGGAAACGUGCGAUCCAUUGAAAAUAUGGAUGUAGGGACAACAGGGGGAGACUACUCCAAUGAUGUGGUUGCCAGAUCGCAGUGGUACAAAAACCAAGGAUCAUUUUGA
This is a messenger RNA of Pseudoliparis swirei, 711 nucleotides long. RefSeq names its product lysozyme g-like. Gene Ontology annotation, molecular function: lysozyme activity. Gene Ontology annotation, biological process: peptidoglycan catabolic process. The transcript has 5 exons. NCBI's taxonomy places the organism in Eukaryota, Metazoa, Chordata, Actinopteri, Perciformes, Liparidae. The record is from RefSeq and is a predicted model, not a curated record. The coding region runs from base 1 to 711 and encodes 236 amino acids.